Paramormyrops kingsleyae is the source of this 2788-nucleotide messenger RNA. The record is from RefSeq and is a predicted model, not a curated record. Lineage: Eukaryota; Metazoa; Chordata; Actinopteri; Osteoglossiformes; Mormyridae.
UGGUUCGGUAUGUAUCGCGGUUCGGUAUUUUAUCAAACUGUUCAGUGCGCCACCUGCUGUUGUAUAAUGACAAUUACAGUCUAGCCCUUGAAAAUACGACCCCAGUUUUUUACCUAUAUUGUUUUUGGGAAAAAAACUCUCUAAUAUUCGCACCAGUACAUAUAGGGAAAUGAUAGUAAUACUGUGGUAUUGUCCCAAAUGUUUCAAUGAACUACUGUGUAUUGUGACACCUUUACCAGUUAAAAAACAGAUUGCUACCAAGCUAAAAAUACAGUUAUUUGGAAAUAUAAAGAGUUUAUUGUUUAAUAAAGUGAAGUGUUCUGUUUUUCUUAAAUUUAAGUAUACACAAACCUUAUUGUUACCAUGGCCCUAAAACCUCGAUACACACCAAAUGACAUCAUUACACCCCUAGUCACAGGUAAUGUCUUAUUUUAUUUUUUAUAUUUUAAAAAACAUCUUAACAUUUAAUGGCAGUAUCAGAAUGUCAAAGACUGUAAUUAUCGUUAUGACUGAAAAUUGUUACAGUCACAUGAUCCUAUUAAUUUGUUGUCUCUGCUCCAUUUGUGACCUUCAUUUUUCUUUUAUUAAUUUGUUUGUUUAUUUGUUUAUUUUUGUAAGGUGAGGAAACAUACAAUGCCCCAGGUGAAAUCUUGCCAUUAGUAACCAAUUAGUUAACUGAUAACUAAUAAAGUGCCUGAAUGGAAUACAUGAAUUGUCAUGAUUAAUUAAUGAUGAAAAAGUGUGGAUUAGUACAUAAUUAACACUUAGUUACUGGUUAAUUAAUGCAUAAGCUAGCAUAUACUACUGCAUUAUCCAUGUCCCUUCAAGUAAAGUGUCUUGCAAGUUUCCUUAUAACAGAUAUCUAUCCCUCCAGAGACACUAGAAACUUCUGAGACAGCUUUUUCCAGUGGGACACCAAUAACUGAAUCCUUACUCGUUGAGUUUUCCUGCAGUGAGACUGCAUUAUAGUGUUUAAAAUGGCUUUUCAACCUGCUCUUGAGUUACACAGAGAGGCCUUUGAGAAGUGAAAUGUGUGGGACGUAUUUGAACAUAUGGUUAAGCGUGUAUUAAUGAUGAAUUGUUAUACGCAGCAGUAAUAUGGAAGACACAACAGAAUUCAUGGAGAGUGAGAAGCCUUCAUCUCUGCAACAUUGUAGAGCCUCCACAUCUAUCACUGUUGCCUGUAAUUGGAUUCUGGAGCUGGUAUCGGGAAACAAGCACUUAUUUAUACCAGAUGUGGUGGAAACAAGUAACAUGAGAGAAUACAGGUUCCAGAUGAAACAUCCUGGAAGGUUCUUCUGCUGCGUCACAGGCUUGGUGUUUGUGAUGAAGUCCAGCGGGGAGGUGACCUACAGCUUCUGCUCCUGGGAAAAAGCCCCCAAGACCCCCGGCAGCUGGAGACUGGCGGGGCCCCAUAUUACCAUCGAGUGUCCCCAAGGGAUCCUGAAGGAGUUGCACCUCCCUCACUGUGAGAUGUCUGCAGAUGAUAACCUGGCUGUAGCACAUGUAACCAAAGACAACAUGGAGAUUCUGCAGCCACAGAAGGUGACAGACACACAUGUGGUCAUCAGCAUCACCGACCUCUCUAUUUUUGUUCUCAUAAAGAGGAAAAUACUCCCCAAGGUCAAAGGGCAAGUGCUACUGCUACAGCGACCUGGAGAUAAAAUCUUGAAUGUGUUCUUGUUGCCCGCAAAUGUGCCUCCUGACCAGGUGCACCAGCAGGAGCAACAGAAACAAAACAUUCUCAUUCAUACCAGCUCUAAGUGCAAGUUCAAACAUAAAGAGCUGUACAGGAUGUCCAGUGACCACGAGGCAAUAAGGUGGAUCCAGCCAAAGAACGAAGAGUUUGAAUACAGUUUUGACCAAACAAUCUACCCAACUUUUGAAGUAUUUUUGGAACGUGACGAGGGGAUGGUGGAGCUGAGUAUCUUGGAAGACAGGAGCGGUAAAGACGUGUGGCAGCGCAUCGUCAUUCUCAAAGGUGCUGUUCCUCCAUCACCAUCUACGACUGAUUCAGGUGUGGCGUUUGUAGCCCAACACAGGGACGCCAUCAUCCAGAGAGUGUCACUGAUUGACCCCAUACUGGACAACCUCCAUAAGCACAUUGAAGGGGAAAAGUACAGUUACAUACGUGCUGCCAGUACCAGCCAGGAGAAGAUGAGGAGGCUGUAUGAGGUGUUAAACACUGAUCGGCUGAAAGAGCUUUUCUUUGACUCCCUGAAGAAGAACGAACGCUCCCUUGUCUCAAAUUUGUUUGGCUUAUAAUUGGACCAGUAUGCAAAACCCUGUUCGCUGCUUCAAAUCUUCCAGCUGAUACUCCCUGUUCUUAACUCUUUUUGAGCCAGUUUGUACCACAACCUUUUAAAAAAAAAAAGCUGUCAGUUCACACUAGGGAUGGUAAGAUUGACCGAUUCGCGUUGGUGCACUGGUAUAAAAUUCAUAAUGGGACUGAAGACAAGAAAGGAGAGGAACCAAACACUCCCAAGUAUGGACAACAAUACACCUCUGGGGGUCAAAGGUCACCUGCCUGCCCCCCUCCCACUGGGCAUACUAACAUUACUGAAAACAGAAAACAGUGGACAUGCUUGCUAAAAUCUAGGUAUAAGCUGUGAUUAAGAAUGAAGGUAAAGUCCAUCAAUGAGUCUGUUACCCACGUUGGCUGGCUGGCGUGUGUGUGUCUGUAAAAGACUAAAAGAAUCCUGUUGUUAAAUGAAAUGUGUAAUUUUGUUAGAGUGUUUCAUUGUAAUUCGUAACAUGAAAUAUACUUUUUACCUUGUUUUUGUGCAAA